UUUUAAAAUAGACUCAAAACUGUGUGAGGACUGACCAAUUAUCCUACAUCCUGAACUGAAUCAAACGAAGCAAACGCGGGAUUCUUGAACAAGUCUAAUUUUUAUCAUGGCGCCAAACCAAAAAUAUUCACAUCUUUCGCUGUUACCAUUUCCCAAAGUUAAUCAUCGAGGAACACAAGCUAAUCGGAGUCAGAAUCCAAAGCCGAUGCAGCCGAAGAUCAAUACCUUCUUCAAGCCAUCUCCUUCUCCAUCCCGCGAUUUGUGGGCCGCACUUCCUCAAGACUCAUCGCCAAUGCCGGAAAUCACCGUCACCUACAAGCGCCAAACGGCUGAACAGCUAGGUGAGGUCAAAAGUGGAUCGAGUAGCCAAGCAUUGGAGAAAAGUGAUUGUGAGGACAAAUUAGUCAAAUGGGAGCAUGCCAAGUGUAGCAAAAAUCUAAAUAAGAAGAGAAAUUAUGCACAGUUGCAUCUGGAGGUCGGUCAAUCUAAUUUUCUAUGGCGCACGUGUACAACUUGCAGCUACAAGUAUGCUCCAGGGGUUGAAGGUGAUGAAAAAGCUCACAAGACAUUUCACAGGAAUUACACACAUGGGGUGCCUUUUAAGGGCUGGCGUAGUGAGAGGAUUAUAGAUGCGCCUGAGAAGGGACGCAUUAUUUUGGUGCAAGAAGGUGAUCCUCCUUCUCAGCAAAAUAAGGUUCAGGAGGUUGUGCAAAUGAUGGAAAUGGAGCUUGGGGAAGGGUGGAUAAUGGAUAAGCACUGUAAGGUAUAUUUAUUCAUUUCAUCACAACGGGUAACUGGGUGCCUAGUAACUGAGCCAAUAAAAAAGGCCUACAGGAUUGUCUCCAGUUCAAAGGGUGAAGACAGAACUGUGUCUGCAAAGAGAGAAAGGAAAAGUUCAACAGCUCUUCAAUUUGGCAGUGUUAAUCUUCAGAGGGAAAUCGUAAAAAGAGAUUCUAUUGAAAGAAUUCCAGAAGAAGGAAGCUUUGAUGGCAUGAUAUUACGCGAGGAUGAGGCUGUGCCAGCCAUUUGCGGCAUUAGAGCCAUUUGGGUCACUCCCUGUAAUAGGAGGAAGCACAUAGCCAGUAAUCUACUUGAUGCUGCACGGAAGAGUUUCUGCAAAGGCUUGAUUCUCGACCACAUGGAGGUAGCAUUUUCUCAACCCACCUCUCUAGGAAAGGCUUUGAUUUCUAGUUAUACGAGGACAAGCUCUUUCUUGGUCUACACUACAGCUGAUACAGACUAGAGCCAGUUCAAACCUCAAAGUUACAUAUUCAUAUCAGUCUCUUUGUUCAGAGAUUUACAGUUUCAAGGGUGUAUGUACCUGAAACAUAAUUAGAUAACUAAAAGUUUUUCGCAUUGUUAUCAAUUUAAAUACUUCAGCCGAAGAUCUGAUUAACCAUUUAUUCUCUUGAAAGACUGUCUCUUGAAAGACUGUCUUUGUUACGGUUGGGUUUCAGUUGAGUCGGGUGAUCAAUUGAACAGCCCAUUUGAAUGUGUGUAUUUUGCAUGAAUUUUAAUAAAUCUUGGG
This is a messenger RNA of Striga asiatica, 1528 nucleotides long. The record is from the annotation of a GenBank genome assembly. NCBI's taxonomy places the organism in Eukaryota, Viridiplantae, Streptophyta, Magnoliopsida, Lamiales, Orobanchaceae.